Messenger RNA from Coregonus clupeaformis (lake whitefish), 7360 nucleotides. Its product is annotated as mitogen-activated protein kinase kinase kinase kinase 4. Gene Ontology annotation, biological process: protein phosphorylation. The coding region runs from base 241 to 4272 and encodes 1343 amino acids. Gene Ontology annotation, molecular function: protein kinase activity; ATP binding. The record is from RefSeq and is a predicted model, not a curated record. The transcript has 32 exons. Lineage: Eukaryota; Metazoa; Chordata; Actinopteri; Salmoniformes; Salmonidae.
ACAACGAGAGAGAGUGAGGCUGGGUGGAGAUUAGAGAAGAGCAAGCAGCACUCAGCACUGCCAGCCGCGGUAGCUCAAUAUGGAGUAACCGCCGGAGUACAAAGAACAACCCGCUUUGGAUCGAAAUGACAUAAACAAGGAAUAAGGGAUCACUUCCAAUGAUGAGAUACGACAUUGCAUAUACACAAUCAACUUGAAGGGAAUAAAAUAGAUUUUGACAUUUCUAUUUAUUAUUAAAAAAUGGCGAACGAGUCUCCAGCUAAAAGUCUAGUUGACAUAGACCUUGCCUCUUUGCGGGACCCAGCUGGUAUUUUCGAACUGGUGGAAGUGGUCGGCAAUGGCACGUAUGGACAAGUAUACAAGGGCCGACAUGUCAAGACAGGACAACUGGCGGCCAUCAAGGUCAUGGACGUCACAGAGGAUGAAGAGGAGGAGAUUAAACUGGAGAUUAAUAUGCUGAAGAAGUACUCCCACCACAGAAACAUAGCCACCUACUACGGAGCCUUCAUCAAGAAGAGCCCACCAGGACAUGACGACCAGCUCUGGCUGGUGAUGGAGUUCUGUGGUGCAGGCUCCAUCACAGACCUGGUGAAGAACACCAAGGGCAACACACUGAAGGAGGACUGGAUCGCCUACAUCUCCCGUGAGAUCCUCAGGGGGUUGGCUCACCUGCACGCCCACCAUGUGAUCCACCGUGACAUCAAGGGCCAGAACGUGCUGCUGACUGAGAACGCUGAGGUCAAACUGGUGGACUUUGGUGUGAGCGCCCAGCUGGACCGGACGGUGGGCCGGAGGAACACCUUCAUCGGGACACCCUAUUGGAUGGCGCCCGAGGUCAUUGCCUGCGACGAGAACCCAGACGCCACCUACGACUACAGAAGUGACUUGUGGUCCACUGGAAUCACAGCUAUAGAGAUGGCUGAGGGAGCUCCUCCGCUGUGCGAUAUGCAUCCAAUGAGAGCGCUCUUCCUCAUCCCCCGAAACCCUCCUCCUCGACUCAAAUCAAAGAAAUGGUCUAAGAAGUUUUGCAGCUUCAUCGAGGGCUCCCUGGUGAAGAACUAUACCCAGCGCCCCCCCACCGACCAGCUGCUGAAACACCCCUUCAUCAGGGACCAGCCCAAUGAAAGGCAGGUCCGCAUCCAACUCAAAGACCACAUCGACCGCACCAAGAAGAAGAGGGGGGAGAAGGAUGAGACAGAGUAUGAGUACAGUGGGAGUGAGGAAGAAGAGGAGGAAGCUCAGGAGCAGGAGGGGGAGCCCAGCUCCAUAGUGAACCAGCCAGGGGAGUCAACCCUGCGUAGGGACUUCAUCCGUCUGCAGCAGGAGAACAAGGAGCGCUCGGAGGCCCUGCGCAGACAGCAGCUCUUGCAGGAGCAGCAGCUCCGGGAGCAGGAGGAGUACAAGCGCCAACUACUGGCAGAGAGGCAGAAACGCAUCGAGCAGCAGAAAGAGCAGAGGAGGCGGCUGGAGGAGCAACAGCGUCGUGAGCGGGAGAUGAGGCAGCAGGAGCGUGAGCAGCGGCGCCGCGAGCAGGAUGACAAGAGGCGUAUGGAGGAGGUUGAACGCCGGCGUAAAGAGGAGGAAGAGCGUAGGAGGGCCGAGGAGGAGAAGAGGAGGGCUGACCGCGAGCAGGAGUACAUCCGUCGGCAGUUGGGUGAGGAGCAGAGGCACCUGGAGAUCCUGCAGCAACAGCUGCUACUGGUGAGACCAAACUCUGCCGAUGAGAGGUACCGUAAGAACAUCCAAGGUUCUCAUCAGGCUGCCCAGGUUAAGGUCCAGCCCCCAGUUCCUCCCCGCGCCGCAGAGACCGUCGCUAACGGAAACGCCCCCUUGGCCGCCCCACCCGCCAUGCACAGACCCAUGGAAGCCCAGGUCCAGUGGUCCCACCUGGCCACUCUAAAGAGCAGCAUCGCCGCUCCCCCCGUCAUCUCACGCUCUCAUUCCUUCAGUGAGCCCAUCGUCCCUGGCUUUGCACACCUCAACCUGCGCUCUCAGGAGCAGCACCAUCAACCUGCACCAUCAUCAUCAUCGCCCGCACGCACUGACCUGCAGCCCCACCCCCAGCCUAGGGCCACUCCCCUCGAGAAGGCCCCCACAGACGACACCCCUCCCAGGGUUCCUGUGAGGACAACGUCCAGGUCUCCAGUACUGUCACACAGGGACUCCCCUUUCCAUGGCAAUGCCAACGCUACGCCUAGCAACCCGGUGAGCCAGAGGAACGCCAGCAGUGCUGCAGCGGAACCGCGUCUGCUGUGGGAGCGGGUGGAGAAGCUGGUUCCCAGGCCAGCCAGUGGUAGUAGUGGUAGUACUGGCAGUUCCUCUGGCUCCAGUAACUCCAGCUCUCAUAGCGGCUCAGGGGAGAGAUUCAGAGCCCGCUCCUCGUCAAAGUCUGAGGGUUCUCCCCUGCAGCGCCCAGAGCAUGCUGGGAAAACCCCAGAGGAGAGGAAGGACUUGGUCAGAUCUAACCGACCGGUGGGGGAAGUGGAUCUGACGGCGCUGGCCAAAGAGCUGCGUGCGGUGGAGGACGUUCCACGCCCCCACAAGGUGACGGACUACUCCUCAUCUAGUGAAGAGUCGGGGACCACAGAUGAGGAUGAUGAUGAAGAGGUGGACCAGGAGGGAGGGGAGGAGUCUACCUCAGGACCAGAGGACUCUCGGGCUGUCUCUUCGAGGCUGAGCAACGGUGAGACGGAGUCGGCGAAGAUCAUGAUCGUUCACGGCGAGAGUGACGCUAAAACCACACCCUGUAAAGAUGGCACUCUGAUCGUCAGACCGAGAGCAGGUGACAGCAAAAUGCGACCUUUUCCCAGCCCUGGUCAAGGCCCUGUCCUUGGCUUAGUCCCCAGUCCCGGGCUGAUUCACCCUGCCCUCCAGGGCCACCCCGGUCUCCAAGGCCACCAGGAGAGAAAUGGCUUUGCAGGCCGCAUUCACCUCCUGCCUGACCUGAUCCAGCAGAGCCACCACUCCCCCUCCUCCUCCUCCGCCUCCUCCUCCCCCUCCUCCUCCAGCCUGGCCAGCCCCACCAUGUCAAUGUCCCCCCAGAGCCCCCUGGACAAGCUCAGCAUGCUCCUGGAGAGCCAUUCUUCCAGCAACAGCAUGCAGAAACACAAGUCCUCCUCCUCCUUCACUCCCUUUAUUGAUCCACGCCUCCUCCAGGUCUCUCCAUCCGGUGCUGCUCUCAACAACCUGGCUUUUGGGAACGACGCCAGGCUGGCAGAGGCACUGAGGGCGGACCCGUCACGUAAAGGCUCUGUGGUCAACGUAAACCCCGUCAACACACGGCCGCAGAGUGACACCCCAGAGAUCCGCAAGUACAAGAAAAGGUUUAACUCUGAGAUCCUGUGUGCUGCACUCUGGGGCGUGAACCUCCUGGUGGGCACAGAGAGUGGUCUGAUGCUGCUGGACCGUAGUGGUCAGGGGAAGGUCUACCCCCUCAUCAGCCGACGCCGCUUCCAACAGAUGGACGUCCUGGAGGGACUCAACGUCCUGGUCACUAUAUCAGGCAAGAAAAACAAGCUGCGUGUUUACUAUCUGUCCUGGCUGAGGAACAAGAUCCUGCAUAACGACCCUGAGGUGGAGAAGAAACAGGGCUGGGUCACUGUGGGAGACCUCGAGGGCGCUGUGCACUACAAAGUUGUGAAAUACGAGAGGAUCAAGUUUUUGGUGCUGGCCCUGAAGAACUCGGUGGAGGUCUAUGCAUGGGCACCGAAGCCCUACCACAAGUUCAUGGCCUUCAAGUCAUUUGGUGACCUGGUGCACAAGCCCCUACUGGUUGACCUGACGGUGGAGGAGGGUCAGAGAUUAAAGGUCAUCUAUGGCUCCAGUAACGGAUUCCAUGCCGUGGACGUGGACUCAGGGGCAGUCUACGACAUCUACCUGCCCACACAUAUCCAGACCAGUAUCCAGUCCCAUGCCAUCAUCAUCCUGCCCAACACAGAUGGCAUUGAGCUGCUGGUGUGUUACGAGGACGAGGGUGUCUAUGUCAACACUUAUGGACGCAUCACCAAGGACGUGGUGCUGCAGUGGGGCGAGAUGCCCACUUCUGUGGCUUAUAUCCGUUCUAACCAGAUCAUGGGCUGGGGGGAGAAGGCCAUAGAGAUCAGGUCUGUGGAAACCGGACACCUGGACGGGGUCUUCAUGCACAAGAGAGCCCAGAGACUCAAGUUCCUGUGUGAGAGGAACGACAAGGUGUUCUUUGCCUCGGUGCGGUCCGGAGGAGCCAGCCAGGUGUACUUUAUGACCCUGGGGCGUACCUCUCUGCUCAGCUGGUAGAGAGAGACCAUGCCCCCUCUACACUGGAAACCAACCAACCGCGUUUUACCUGACGUUCAGUGAUGCCAACGGACAAAAGCCAACCACCUCCGACUUAGCUAUGACCUUUGACCCGGAGCAUCAUGUUAUAUUGAGGAUACACACAACAUCCAGAUGCCGUCGCCCCAGCCAUGAAUACUAGAUAUGAGAAUUGUUAAAAAUGAAGUUAAUUGAUUCUUUUAUUUUUUAAGGGGGGGAACGGUUUGCCCCACUUUGGUGCUCAACUGAUUGUGGACACGUCUGUGCGGGGUCGUUGCCCUGAACACGUGUGACCUCUGUGUGUGUCGUUCCUAGUUACUGACUGUGCUAUGGGCUUGAAGUCUACUAACUACUCUCUGCAUCUUCUGCUCGUAUUCCAGGAGCCCCCCUCCAACCCACCCUUUUCCUUAGCGAGGGAGGAGCAGGGGUGGAGCAUACAGUGUUAAUGCUACAGUAGUGUAUGUAAAUGUCUUUCUGUUAAUUCCAAUGAUUGCUGACUGCGGGGGGGUGUUGAAGCUGUCAGUCAUGGAGGAGGCUGGAAUAAAGAAGCUGCGCAAAGGAGCCAAUUUGUUCUAGGCUCAGUGCUGGCAUGAUGACAGCAGGUGGAAGGGGCCAAGGCGUUUUACAGUAAAUCUGGUAGUACCUGAGAGGACUCAGCUGGACUGUGUGUUAAUAGAGUUAGGACAGCUACAGUAUUUUAAUGGUGGGGUCAAAGAAAAUGAUUUUAUUCAGAUGGACUUCAGACUAGUAUUUUUAAAAAUUAUUAUUAUGAUUCCCUAAAAAAGUGAAACUAUGUGGAGUUAAUAUUUAUUUUACCUUAUUUUCAAAAAUCACAUUUGCACAGUCUCCAGUUUGCUUGCUUUUAUUCCAACCCACAACACAUUGAAAUGCUUUAGGAGUUAGAGAGAGUGGGUGGGUUAGAUAAAGGAAACAGUAUCUAUGUAUAAUAAAAGUUUAAUUUAAUUCCAUCCAUAGUUUUUCAGUGGUCAUGGUAGUGGAUCCCUCAGUGAUCCGGCUUGGACCAUCAGAGGGUCCAGGAUGGAGGACAUGGUCCUGAUGUGAAUAGACAGAUAUAAUAAAAGAGAGUGGAGGAGAAGGGUGAGGUGAUAGUACAGUGUGUGUGUCUGUGUGUGUGUGUGGUUGUAAAGGGGCCAAUAGGCGAGAGAGGAGGGGUGUUGAUGAAAGUUUUUGUAGCAGGAAGGUUACACAUGGUCAGCAAAACUCAAUGGACUGUGGUGAAAAAACAGUGGUGUUUUGAUAUUUCAGCUUUUUGUUUUUCAUUUUUAUAUUUUCAUGAAUGCAAUGCUCUAAGUGUCAAGAAUGUAGAAAGAAAUAUACUGUGUGGUGGUCAAAGGCAUGAGACUUUUAUUUUUGUUCCUUGUCACAAGUGAUUGAUUUCGAUGUUCAAUUUCAAAGUAACACAAGUGAAUACUAAACGAUGGAGCCUCUAUUAAAGAUGUUGAUUUUCCUUUCACAAACUCAAUGUUUUAAAGUGCAUCAGAGCUGGAGAGAGAGCAGGUCUGAGUUGAGACGUUGCUAGGCUAUAGUAGUUUUUUGUGGGGCCAGUAUGCUCACAGUAGCCUAAUCAACCUUAUUCACCAACAGGGCUUAGUCCUCAGUGUAACUGUAAACAACAUGACCAAGCUCAGCUAAGUCGUCUUGAGCGCGGUACGUUUGUCCAUCUUGUGCAAUGUCAGCUUAUCAAUCAAUGGAAGGCAAUACAAUACAAAACAACUUGUUUCAAAUCAGAGGAGAGCAGUCUGGUCACCAGGAGCCAGAGCACAGGUGAUCUCUGACCGCUGUGAUUCUACAGCUCUCGUCUGAAGGUGUUCAAGACGGAAACCCACUUUGGGCAGAAUAAUGUUUUCACUGUUAAAGGGUAUAGUCUGUACAGAUAUGUGAAGAAGACGAUUCAAUAAACUGCAAUAUCCCCUGCCACGGCUCUCCUACAACAGUGUAUCUGAUCUUCCUUGACCAUAGUGACAAACAACAACAACAACAUCAACAACAGGCUAUUAUCUUGAGGAGGAUUGUGUUUUAAUGGUGAUGAUGGAUCAAAGCUAUUUCACCCAAGGGGACAGACUCUGUACCCUGACUGUGUGUCUGACCACAGUGGGUCAAUUAAUCUCUGAGUUGGGUCUUUCUCCUACUAACAGUCAUGUCAUUCUGUGUGUAGAGCUGUGGGAAAGGCACUGCAAAUUACAUGUCACAGAAUUGUUUCACGAGCCAACUUUUCUUGUAUAUGGAAAAAGAAAGCAGUUUGAAAAGCGAACCCCAAUGAUGUAUGUGUGUGUUUAAUAGCCUCCCAGUGCUGACCCACUAUGUCUUUCUGGUUGCAUCAAGGCCUUCAUGAGUGGCAUAAAUUACUUUAUUAAGAUUAUGGUUAUUGAUAUUCUUAUUAAUGGAAAAAAUUACAAUUUCUUUGCAAUCUGAAAAGCAGUCGCUUGCUGAUUUAACGUUUUAAAAAAGUGCCAAGAUGGCAACAUUAAACGUGUCAAAAAAAAUACAAAACCACUUUGUUGAUCUCACUUGAAGCAUUGUGUAUUCUUAAGUUUUAAACUUGGUUAAGAAGCUUAAUAAUGGUUUCUGUUGUUUCUGUAAGUUUAUGUACUCUGCAGUGGUUGAAUAUUAUAAUGCUCACAUUAGGUCGGGAAAAUGGCUAUGUUUACAGAGGCAAUGUUUUGUUACACUAAUGUGCAUCAUGUAAUUUAUGUUUCUUUCUGAAAAACAUCUGUUUAGCUUUCUUCUUCUUUUUGUAUUGAAUGUUAUUUUUGUCAAUAAUCCUAAAUGAUGCCAUUUUUUUCUCUCUCAAAUAACCAACUCACAACACAAUAAAGAAUACUCAUGCAAUGUUUAAUUUUCCAGAUGUUCCCAUAACAUUAAUCCAGCGUUGUGGGGACAUUAGUGAUGUACGGUCCGUUUCCUGCAGGCUUGGAUGUCAGUCAGGCCUGGGUGUUUUUCUCCAGUGUUUCUGAUAUGCUACUCUAAUUUAUGUCCUCUCUAUGUAUGACAGGAAGUCCUGUAUUUUCCUGAAGGGUUUUUUUCUUUGAAUAAACUAAAGUAAUUUAAA